Molecule: messenger RNA, 660 nt
Organism: Quercus lobata
Lineage: Eukaryota; Viridiplantae; Streptophyta; Magnoliopsida; Fagales; Fagaceae
Exons: 1
Coding region: 1-660 (219 amino acids)
Source: RefSeq, a predicted model, not a curated record
AUGGAUGAUUGCCUCUAUAACAAAGGAGACAUAAGUUCAACGACUCCUAUUGCAUUGCCUCCAAAAUUCAAGAUUUCUAAUGUGGAAAAGUUUGAUAGAACUGGAGACCUAAAACAAAAUGUUAGGAGGUAUCUAAGCAUUACUGAGAUGAAGGGAUUGGAUGAGAAACAAACUUUGCAUGCAUUUCCCCUCUCACUCACGAGAGGUGCAUUAAGGUGGUACUAUAGCUUAGAUCCAAGUAAGACCAAGGUGUGGAAUGAGCUAGUGGAGUUGUUUUUGGAGCAGUUCAUCUUCAACACCAUAAUCGAUGUGACUCUAAGGGACUUGGAGACCACUAAGCAAGGAGUGGGGGAGACAUUCUCCGAAUAUAUGACAAAGUGGAGGGGAAAGGCAUCAAGGAUGGUUAAUAGGCCAAAUGAGAAAGACCAAAUUAACAUGAUAAUCAAGAAUUUUAUUCCGGCUUAUAAUAGUAGGCUCUUGUCAUCACCUAUUAGUUCUUUUGGGGAAUUAUGUGAUUGUCGAACUAGGAUUGAAGAUGCUAUCAAUAAUGGGCAAUUGGAGAAAGGUGAGUGCAAACCUCCAAUCAAGAAGACAUAUGGGGUAGAAGUAACUAAUUUUGAAGCACCCAAUCCCGUAUAUGUAAGUGCCAUUAUACCCUAG